This is a messenger RNA of Prunus avium (sweet cherry), 897 nucleotides long. The record is from RefSeq and is a predicted model, not a curated record. NCBI's taxonomy places the organism in Eukaryota, Viridiplantae, Streptophyta, Magnoliopsida, Rosales, Rosaceae.
AUGGAUUUGGCAUGCCUUCGCGCGCGUCGGAGCGAGGCGGCAGCAAAUCGCCUCAAGGCGUCGUUUGUUCCGUUCACUUGGCUAACCAUAGUGCGCAUAAAAGAAGCUACGUUCACUUGGCUAAAUGUACACUACCGGACAUGCGGAUGGUUUCGGAGAUCCGAAUCCGGCCGGCCCUAUCUCAAGUGUAACGAUUGUGGGGUGAGGUUCCUUGAAGCCCAGUGUGACAAGACCAUUGAGGAAUGGCUAGAGAUGGACUUGUCUCACCAGAAGCUGCUUGUUUCAAACCAAGUCAUUGGACCUGAACUAUUCUUCUCUCCACUUGUUCUCUUCGAGGUUACUCAUUUCAGAUGUGGAGGAAUAUCAUUGGGUCUUAGCUGGGCCCACGUGUUGGGAGAUGCCUUUGCAGCUUCCGAUUUCAUCAACGGCUUAGGGCAAAAUAUGUCUGCCCUUGAGCCCAAUAGGCUACCAAACUAUACAACAUCAAACACAAAGUUCCAGAAACUUGAAAACGUACCACCCCCACUCCCCAUAAAACAGGUGAACCCAGUUGGUGACCACUGGAUAACUCCCAUUAACUCCAAAGUUAGAGAAGGAUCAGAGCCAAAAUUGGUGACAAUUUGCAAAAAUGACCCAAAAGAGAGGACAAGAGGCGAAUGCAGCAACAAUGCUGAUUUCUAUGGAUUGGAAGUGAAAGGGCAUAAGCCGGUUUAUGUGCAUUAUAACAUACAAGGUGUUGGAGAUGAAGGAGCUGUUUUAUUGCUGCCAGGACCUAAAGACUUUGGAGAGGGUAGAGGUGAAGGAAGAGCGGUGAAUAUUAUUUUGCCAGAGAAAGUAGUGUUUGGGCUGAAAUCUGAGUUGAGAAAGAAUGAUCUGUUGCUUGAGAAUGAGCUUUGA